GUUUUAAGUCCUACGUUACAGAAAAAAGUAAGAUGCAAAGAUCACAGAGCUAGCAAGUCAGAGAACCUAGAUUCAAACCUACAUGGAUCAGACUCUAAAGCUUGCUUCAACUGAAUGCAAUCAACAACUGAGGUAAAAACUUGGGAGUAUUGUAAAUCUAGUAACAAUAAUGACUACUUAUAGAUACACAAAGAAUUUUAUAUGUAAACUGAAAACAUAAACUUUUCAAAUACUCAUAGAAAGCUUAGCAAUUGACCAUGUAAUGGGUCAAGAACAUAACUCAAAUUCCAAAUAUCAGAAAGCAUAUAGGCCACAUUCUUUGAACACAAUGCAACAAAACUAGAAAUCAACAAUUUUUAAAAAAUUAGAGUAACAAAAUAAAAAAUUAGACUGGAAAAUUUAACACAUCUUUCUAAAUAGUUAUGCUGAAGAGAAACCAAACUUGCUCUCCUAUUUAGAAAUGAACAACAGAUGAAGAUAUAACACCAAACUCCUAGAAUUUGGCCAAAGAACUAACUCAGAAAAUGCUUACACUGAAAUGUUUAUUUAAGAAAAUAAGAAGGGCAGCUGGGUAGCUGGGAAAGGGGUUGCUUCCACAUGAUGUGAGCUUGGUGGGCCUCCCACUGACCUGUUGCUAAAGCAGGCACCCUACCCUAGGCCCGGCAAGGGCCUGUCAGUGUAGAGGGUGCUGCAGGCAGUACCCUCCCAGGUCCUGGCGGUCGAUCUGGGGCAACAGGUGCUGGAGGGCCUGUGGAGCCCAAGGCACACCAUAUCACCAGAGCAGGAGGAUCUGGUGAUGAUGGGCAUGGACCACACGGAGUAUUGCUAUGAUAAGGCCAUGCCACUCAUCUUCAUGGGUGGCAUGCACCGCAGGGGCACCAUGCUGGAUGCCCACCCCAAGAUGUGCUGUGGGAAGGAAAUCAAACCUCCCCCCGCUGCCAUGUGCUGGACAUGCUUCAGAACUGGUCCAAGUCCAGCCAGGAGAAGCUGCAGCUGGACAAGGCAGGCAUAACUGAUGAGGUGCUAGACACAGCCAUGCAGGCCUUCAUCCUGGAGGUGAUGGACAAGCACAGGAGCAGCCCAAAAGCUUUGCAACAAGGACCCCUUCACCCACAAGUCCCUGGUCUAACUGUCAUGCCUGUUCCUCAACUCCAAGUUCCUGCUGAUGGUGCAGGGCCACAAGGCCUCCAGGCGCUCCAUGAUCUUUCACAAAGUCAUCAUCAUAGGCUUCAACCUCAGCAGUUACCAAGACUGCCUCAUCAAGUGGAACAGGACCAUCGAGGUGAUAUACGCCCACUGCAUGGAUGUGGGCAAGGACAAGUGCCUGCCAAUACUACCAGUAGCUGGUGCUGCAUCCCAGGCACUUCCCUCAAGCUCAUCCUCCACUUCCUCUGCAUUGUACACCACAAGGACCUUAUUGGCAAGCCUAGUGGCUAUCUCCCUGCCCAGGAUCCAGCAAUCCACAGACCAGGUCAUCAUGCCUGUGAAUCUGGAAGCACUCCCCAAGUAGACCGGUCACAUCCCUGGAGAUGUGGUAAGGGACAUGGCCCCCAUGCUGGCUGGGCUCAGCAAGGACCCCAACUAGGGUAACCCUGACCCCAUCGUCAUCACGACACAACUGGGUCUUGAAAGAGGACUGU
Molecule: messenger RNA, 1640 nt
Organism: Miniopterus natalensis
Lineage: Eukaryota; Metazoa; Chordata; Mammalia; Chiroptera; Miniopteridae
Source: RefSeq, a predicted model, not a curated record